Molecule: messenger RNA, 828 nt
Organism: Chaetomium globosum CBS 148.51
Lineage: Eukaryota; Fungi; Ascomycota; Sordariomycetes; Sordariales; Chaetomiaceae
Exons: 4
Coding region: 1-828 (275 amino acids)
Cellular component (GO): cytoplasm; membrane
Source: RefSeq, a predicted model, not a curated record
AUGUCUUGGGAGUUGACCCGUCGUCGCUGGCUUCGAACCCUUAAUAGCAGAUUUAUUUAUGGCCGAAUCCCGCUAUUGCACGCCAUCAUCUUCUUCAUCGAGAUGGCCCUCUUCGCCCGGCUCACCAGCCGGUUCAACUCGUACUACGAUGAGCGACCUCUGCUCACCAUGAUGGUCACCAACUCCAUUCUCGGAGGUGUCGCCGACACCGUUGCGCAGACCAUCACGUCGAUCCGGGAGCGUGCGGUGCGCAAACACCCGAACGGCCGCCUCAACCCCCGCGACGAUGCCCUUGCCAUUGAGAUUCACGAGCUCGACCGCAAAAACCCCUUCAGCAACCGGGAGCUAAUCCCCGAGUCGAAGAUCCUACCGCCGCCCUUCGACUUCGAACGCCUGACCCGCUUCAUGGCCUACGGCUUCUGCAUGGCGCCGAUCCAGUUCCGCUGGUUCAAGUUCCUCGAGGGUGCCUUUCCCAUCACCAAGAUGGCCGCUUUCAUGCCGGCCAUGAAGCGAGUGGCGUUCGACCAGCUCAUCUUUGCGCCGUUCGGCGUCGCCGCCUUCUUCACGGCCAUGACCAUUGCCGAGGGCGGCGGGAAGAGGGCCGUGUACCAGAAGAUGCGGGACAUGUAUGUGCCGACGCUCAAGGCAAACUACGCCCUCUGGCCUGCCGUGCAAGUCAUCAACUUCCGGCUUAUGCCGGUCCAGUUCCAACUGCCCUUCGUAUCGACGGUUGGCAUUGCUUGGACCGCAUAUCUCUCCCUUUCCAAUGCGGCUGAGAACGCGCAGGAGAAUCGCGUCCCUGAACGAUCCGACAUUCGGUUGCCAUAA